Molecule: messenger RNA, 1278 nt
Organism: Acyrthosiphon pisum (pea aphid)
Lineage: Eukaryota; Metazoa; Arthropoda; Insecta; Hemiptera; Aphididae
Exons: 5
Coding region: 585-1124 (179 amino acids)
Source: RefSeq, a predicted model, not a curated record
CACCGCGGUCUCUUUGUACUUUUACGCGAUCACGCGGAUACGGGAAAAUAAUAUUUAUAAUAUCCAAGCAUAAUAAUACCUAUCUGUGUAGAAUACAAGUUGACCGGCGAAAGACCCACAUAACGAUCGGUGCUGCCGUGCGCCCGUUGUCCUCUCAUUGGCAGUAGCUUAAAAUAAAACUAACUGUUUCCAUAAAAAAAAAAAUUGCGAAUCCGCUCACGCACGCACCCUACUGCAAUAUUAUAUUAUAUGAUAAAGUUUUUUUUUCGUCGAGAAUUUGGCGUCGUCGUUGGGGUUAAUAAUAAUUAAUAUUAUAUAAUAUGGUGGGCGUAAGCAAAUAAUACUCGGGCAUAUAACUGUACGAGGCCUAACCUAUGUAGUAUACACACAUUUGAGACACAGCACGCGUCAUCAUUAUUACCUACGUGUUGCUGCACGUCGGCACGUUGGCAUUUUGAACAAUCUACAGGGGCACGCGAGGGUGACCCUAUAUUAUACUAUUAUAGUACCUAAUAUUAUUGAACCCCGCGACAAUUAUUAGACUGUGAUCUGCGCAAGUGUUUUUUUCUUCAACCCAAAACACAAUGACGGCGGAGGACACGAACAAAUAUUGUUUCGGUUUCAUCGACAUACGCUGUGGCACAAAAAUCAUAGCUAUAUUGAACAUGGUUGUUUUGUUCUUAGCCAUCGUAUUGAAUAUAAUAUAUUUGGCAAUGGUACUCGGAAUAAAGGCUCGUUUAUUACCUUCGAAUAAUGAAACCGAAGAAACCUCAACCAAUAGAAUAAACACUAUACAUGGUUUAUGUGCUUCGUCAUUUAUGGAAAUUAUUCUUCUUUACUUUAACCUUCGUCUGAAGAAAUCAAUACACGAACAAAAUGUUCAAAACAUCAAGCAUUGGUUAGUGAUGUAUUUAAUGGUUUUAAUACAUAUAUUCAUUUACUACAUUAGUGCGGCCUUUGUAUCUGAUCAACCAUUGUUUUUCUUGGGAAUUGGACUUAUCUCUAGUCUGAUCGUUUUAUUAAUGAUGUACGUUGUGAAACGUUUUUAUCACGAUGAACUCGAAAACUUGGCCCCCAGCAAUACUACAGACGACAAUAAUGUGACUCCGUCACAGCCCACAUAAAUAUGCAGAUCGACAAUGGAACCGAAAACUGGAUUCCAGAUGCAGUUUGACGCUGUACAUGCUCUGCUAGACACGCACAAAAUCUAAUAAUAUUGCUUGUUAUUGCAAAUGUCGAUAUUUUUAGCCAAUAAUAAACCAUAGUUUAUUUAUCAUA